Messenger RNA from Armigeres subalbatus, 1433 nucleotides. RefSeq names its product thiamin pyrophosphokinase 1-like. The transcript is spliced from 4 exons. The record is from RefSeq and is a predicted model, not a curated record. Gene Ontology annotation, biological process: thiamine diphosphate biosynthetic process; thiamine metabolic process. Bases 227 to 1036 code for a protein of 269 amino acids. Gene Ontology annotation, molecular function: ATP binding; thiamine binding; thiamine diphosphokinase activity. Lineage: Eukaryota; Metazoa; Arthropoda; Insecta; Diptera; Culicidae.
UUGUCACAGCACCUUCCUUCACUAACUGUUCGAGUCGCCAUGGCCGUAAACUUGAUUUCAAAAGUGGGGUGCAUAAAAUUUGCGAACAUUGAAUAAUAUUACUUUCGCAGACCUAGAAUUUGACAUUGAUUACAUAGUGGAUGCGUUUGAUAGUGCAACUGCUACUGUGACAUAUCUAUUAAAGCACGUGUUCUAUAGUUGAUGUUGAUAAUGCUCUUCAACAGUGAUGACGCAAAUGGUUUUUAUCCGAAGCUGUUCGUUUCAGCUACCCAGCCCAGUAGUCACGUGGUCUCCCGCAGACCUGAUAGAAGCCCGUAAUUGUGGAAACGAAUUGGCCGUCGUGUUGCUGAAUCGACCGAUACUUUUCAACAAGGAUUACUUUAGGACGAUUUGGAACAAUGCCAGCGUAAGGGUCACGGUUGACGGAGGAACGAACCGUUGGGUGGAUUUUGUCAAAGAACAAAUCGCACCUGAUGACCAGUUAAAGCCACCAGACCUAGUGACGGGAGAUUUUGAUUCAUGCACUGAUGAAUCGAUGGCAUAUGUGACAAGGUUGAACUGUAGGAUCAUCAAAACUCCAGAUCAAAAUGCAACUGACUUCACCAAAUCUUUGAUGGCACUCCAGAGCACCGGAUAUGCGGACAAAAUAAGUCGAGUGCUGGUACUGUGCGAAAGUUCCGGUCGCUUGGAUCAGAUAAUGGCCAACAUCAACACGCUAUUUCUGGCUCAGAAAGUCCUGCCCCACAAAGCUGUAUUUUUGCGAUCUAGCAAUUCGCUGAGUUGGCUGCUUCCAUCGGGAAAUCAUCUGAUAAACAUUCCCUCGCGAUUGGUACAUGAACGCAUCUGGUGCUCACUGAUACCGAUUGGGCAUCGGGUCAUCGGUAGCACUAUCGGACUGCGGUGGAAUCUUGACAACCGGGUCUUGGAAUUUGGUAACUUAGUGAGCACGUCGAAUGCCUAUGCAGAGCAGGAAAUUAAAAUCAUUAAUGACAAUUCCUUGCUUUGGUGUAUGGGGACGUCGCCGAAAGAUAUGUGAUAGAUGGUGCUUAAUGUGGAACAAAGUUCAAUUUUAUUGUAAAUCGAAUAGUAUUUGCCUUACAGUUAUGAGGUUUCAGUCUAUGAGCAAUAUCACUUGAGUAACUAGUUUUCAAAGAUCACAAAUCACUAUAUGACGUACUCUUAUAUUACAAGCGAUAUAAGCUCAAAGUCUGAAUACCUCAUUGGAAUCUUGCGUUAGAAUCUACAACUUCACUGUAGACGGUGUUGUUUGUAAUUAAAAAUUGUGGCAGUAGGUACUUCUCUCUGUUGUUAAGAUGUUUCCAUUAUUUAUGAAAUAUUUGAAUAGUAUAGGAGAAAUAUAUUAUUGAAUAGCAAAUUUUUGUAUAAUUAUUAUACACAUGUUAUGCGAAUAUAUAGAAUAUUACAGAAAGAAA